Messenger RNA from Ricinus communis (castor bean), 1473 nucleotides. RefSeq names its product protein JINGUBANG. The transcript has a single exon. Bases 96 to 1391 code for a protein of 431 amino acids. Gene Ontology annotation, molecular function: protein binding. The record is from RefSeq and is a predicted model, not a curated record. Lineage: Eukaryota; Viridiplantae; Streptophyta; Magnoliopsida; Malpighiales; Euphorbiaceae.
AAAUUUUCGCAUAAGCAAAGCUGUAUAUGUCAAACCCAGACAACUAUGUUAUAUCUUGAGCUAUCAUUCUCUAGCUGUUGAGCUAAGUUUACAAAAUGGGACUCCUUCCAUGUCCUUUAUUUCGCAGCAAAGACAAAGAACAACCUCAAUCUCUAUUCCGAUCACAAUCUCAGCCACACUCCAAUUUUCUCCACUCACAAUCAUCAACUUCUUCAUCCCUCUCUUCUCAACCUAGUCUUCCAUCAGUUCCAUCUCUAACACCACCAUGUUCUCAACAACAUGAACAAACCUCGGUCGUCCACCACCGGUGCUUAGCCAUACUUAAAGGCCACUCCUAUAUAUUCUCCCUCAUUCUGGACGGAAAUAUCCUCUAUAGUGGCUCUUCUAACAGCGAUAUACGAUCAUGGAGCAAAGACCCUUCUGCAGAUGAAAAUCCAACUGCCUUAAACAUAAUAGCUACUAGUAAUGGAGCUGUGAAGUCAAUAGUUGUUAUAGGAGACGAGCUCUUUAGUGCACAUCAGGAUUGCAAGAUUCGUGUAUGGAAAAUUGGUAGUAACGACAACAAUAAACAGCACAAGUAUAAUUGCAUAGCCACUCUCCCCACGAUGAAUGAUCGUUUCUUGAGAUUCUUUUCAUCUAAGAACUAUGUACAAGUGAGGAGACACAAGAAAUGCACAUGGGUUCAUCAUGUUGACACUGUAUCAGCUCUAGCAGUAUCAAAAGAUGGCUCUUUUCUUUUUUCUGCUUCAUGGGACCGAACGUUCAAAAUUUGGCGAACCUCGGAUUUUAGAUGUUUAGAGUCAGUAGCGAAUGCACAUGAUGAUGCAAUCAAUACCCUAGUAUUGUCCAAUGACGGAUUUGUCUAUACGGGUUCAGCCGACAAGAAGAUUAAGGUAUGGAAGAAACAAGCAGGAGAGAAAAAACAUUCACUUCUUGCAACAAUGGAGAAACACAAGUCAGCAGUUAAUGCUUUAGCUCUGAGUGCAGAUGGGUCAGUGUUGUAUUCUGGUGCUUGUGAUCGAUCAAUUCUUGUAUGGGAAAAGGAUGCUAAUGUUGGUGGAGAAAUGGUGGUGGCAGGUGCGCUUAGAGGGCACAAUAAGGCAAUUUUAUGCUUGGCAGUUGCGGCAGAUUUGAUAUGCAGUGGAUCAGCUGUUAGUACAAUUAGAAUUUGGAGGAGAUCAGGAGUAGAGAAGACGAAUUAUUCUUGUUUGGCAGUGUUCGAAGGACAUAGAAAAGCAAUUAAGUGCUUGACGAUUACAGGUAUGGAUGGCAAGAGUAUCAGCAGUGGCAAAGGUGAUGGUUCUAAUUCUGCAGGCACAUCUUAUCUUGUUUACAGUGGUAGUUUGGAUUGUGAUAUUAGAGUUUGGCAUAUUUGGGUUCCAAUUCUUUGAUAUCAUUCAAAUAUAUUUCUGUAUUUGUAACCUUGAUCAAUUGUAUAUAAGGAUGAAAGACUCUGCGUCUAUUUUUAGUUUA